UAAGUAAAGGAGGGUGUUAAGGAAAUGCAGAACGCAGCAAGAACCAAGCAAUAAGAAACAAAACAUGAGAAGGAGAUCUAUGGCAGUCUGUGGGUAGGGGAGAUAAGAGAAAGGGAAGAAAAACCCGCCGAAUUUCUUGUUCCAUUGUUCUUCGUUGAGGGUUCCCCGGUAAAUGGCGUGUUGCGGGUUUUGAUGGGCUUGAUUGACGCCCGCAGACUCCCCACACCUUAUGGUCAAGAAACGCUUCUGCAAGUUUUCUUCCUCGCGAGUCUUUGCAUAGGGAAGCUUGUCAAUUCUCAUGUCCUUGGCGUAUAUCUCAACCCUGGGAUUAUCAACCUUGGGAUUUUCGGUCGUAUGUCCGACAAACUUUUUAGCGUCUUGGAAAAGGCUAUACCAGGUGCCCUCUAGCCCCCACAUCUCUUCUAUUAUACGUCUUCCUUCAACGAAGCUAUCUGUUCCAAUUUCAGCCAACACGAGAGGCUUGGUUUUUAUCUUGGAAUCGCGCUCGUUGCGCAGAUAUUGAGCCAAUCGAAAGCAAAUGUGUGCGAAGAAAUGGAUGUUGAUGUCCUUCCAAACCUCUUUCCAGCCCCAUCCCACAUCAGACGCUAAAUUGAGGUCAUCUGGGUUGUCGUACUUUUUCUGAACCUCUUGGAGACCCUUCUUGAUAACUUCGAUGUUAAGAUCUUCAUCCACAUGUGGUAAUGUGUACUCUACCAAUUCGAGGAGAACCGCUACCAUCGCCUUGC
Periconia digitata is the source of this 746-nucleotide messenger RNA. Lineage: Eukaryota; Fungi; Ascomycota; Dothideomycetes; Pleosporales; Periconiaceae. The record is from the annotation of a GenBank genome assembly.